GAAAUCCAACAUCUUUAUUUGCGGCCCAACCCUAUCCCCUACUAGGCCCAGGUCUGAUUUUUUAAUACUAUUGCAAAAUCCAAUUACGUUGAUGUUUCGAUACUUUGUUUUGAAUGGGAGAGGACACCUUUCAAUCCUUGUGUCGACAUCUAUAUCUUGUCUUUGCAAUUAUCUCCUUCGAACCCUGGUCCAAAGCAUUACUCAUUUUCCUUUGUCUGAGAAAACAAGAUCUACGCUCUUCGGCAUAGUAUAUCCACAUUCGAGUCGGUUUUGGUGUGACCAUGGUCACCAUCUUGGUAUAUCUGUUCUUAUUCCGAUCAAUAGCUCCGCUGAGUUUUCGACAAAGCAUCUCCCAACCACCCUCAUCCUUCAGAUUUGGAUCCAGUCGCAUAGGAAUUUCAUUGACCAUCUAUUGAGAGAUCCCGAAUCAAUUUGUAAAGAGAACCAUUUGUUCCAACCGUCCUCUGCUUUCGGCUUCUAUGCUGUGCAAGCAAUCGAGUUCCAUAAACCUAUCACUACUUCGUGUAGAGUGUCUUGCGCCGGCGAGUUUCAAGGUUUCAGAACUUUUCUCAACGUCACUAUAUCUAAUACCGUGACUAUCCUCUCAUCUCCCGACGUGAUCGUGGUGGUGAUCCCGGCUGACCGUCUUCUCGUUUGUAGCAACCUCAACAAUUGUCUCCGAGAAUUCAUGGAUUCAUCGUCGGUCUAUCCUUAUUUUACUUAUGCUGCAUACCUAUAUGCUUUAAAUCUUAUUGUUGUAUUCUUCAAGGUUGUAGAGCUACUGAACUUUGUAUUCCUUAGAAUGAGUGAAAUCAAAAGUUUUUGUCCAAAAAAAAAAAAAAAGUUGCAGUCUAUGUUUCCAGUGAGUUCUUACUCUGCCGGCGAAACUUCCGAUUAUCAACUGGUGACUGUCCCAAUGCCCCAUGAUGAUGAUAUUCUUGUAUCACAAUUGCAAACCCAGAUUUUCAAAUGUAACAAAUGGUGGCAUUUCAUAGUGACCGGUCGUGAUGAGAUUAAACGAAAGUGGUCCAAUCCCAUUUCAUUACACCGUGGUCAAUAUCAAUGGAAGGAAUGA
Messenger RNA from Arabidopsis thaliana (thale cress), 1075 nucleotides. RefSeq lists its product as uncharacterized. Bases 92 to 1075 code for a protein of 327 amino acids. The record is from RefSeq and is marked reviewed. Lineage: Eukaryota; Viridiplantae; Streptophyta; Magnoliopsida; Brassicales; Brassicaceae. The transcript has 4 exons.